AUGCGCCUCAGUCCCACCCACAGUGUGAACCAAUACAAACUUAACACCUCCCAGUGGAUUCCCACUCUCACCCACACGUCACUGAAGACCCUCACCCUCAGGCCUACGGAAAAAGCUUCCCUGGACACGGAGGACAGAGCCUGGCUGGGUGAGGGUCAGUCUGAAUCUCAGCUCACACCAGGUCCGGAUGCAGUCGCAACCAGUGAUGGAGACCGGCCCGCCUGGGACUCGAAGUUCCAGUACGUGUUGGCCCAGGUGGGGUUCAGUGUGGGCUUAGGGAAUGUGUGGAGGUUUCCGUACCUCUGCCACCAAAAUGGAGGAGGGUCCUUCAUGCUGUUGUAUGUUUUUCUUCUCGUGAUUGUGGGAGUUCCACUGUUCUUCAUGGAGUUGGCAGCUGGCCAGUGCAUUCGACAGGGAAGCAUCGGCGUGUGGAAGCACAUCUCCCCAAAGCUGGCAGGGAUUGGCUACUCCAGCUGCAUUGUCUGCUUCUACGUGGCUCUGUACUACAAUGUCAUCAUUGCGUGGAGCCUGUUCUACUUGGGGAAUUCUUUUCAGUUUCCUCUGCCGUGGGAGCAGUGCCCUAUCGACGUAGCCACUAACAGCACAGUGAAAGAAUGUGCAGCCAGCUCCCCGACGUCCUAUUUCUGGUUCCGGAAAGCGCUCAACCUCACAAACUCCAUUGACGACUCCGGAGAGUUAAACCCCAUCAUGACGGGCUGUUUGUUGGCUGCUUGGACCAUCGUCUCUCUGGCCAUGAUCAAGGGCAUCAAGUCCUCUGCAAAGGUGAUGUACUUUUCCACAGUCUUUCCCUACCUGGUGCUCUUCAUCUUCCUCAUCAGAGGGUUGAUGUUGGACGGUGCGAUUGACGGAAUCACAUAUAUGUUUUACCCUAAACUGGAGAUCUGGGGUAGUGUGCAGGUGUGGCGACAGGCUGCCACACAAGUCUUCUUCGCCCUUGGUCUGGGCUACGGCUCCGUCAUCGCUUACUCCUCCUACAAUCCAGUCAACAACAACUGCCACAGGGACGCGCUGAUGGUCUCUUGCAUCAACUUCAUGACAUCGGUGCUGGCAUCGCUGGUGGUUUUUGUUGUGCUGGGUUUCCGGGCCAAGAACAUUGCACUACGCUGCGUGACUAAAAAUCUUGGUCUGCUCAGCUCCAUGGCGUCACAUGGAUCUGACGAGCACUGGUGGCCCUGGUUCAACAUGUCAGAUCCGAGCUCUGUGUCCAUACCGGACUACAGAGAGUGGUACCGUCACUACAGCCCGGCUAUGGGUCCAAACAUCACCGACUGCAGUCUGGAGGAGGAGAUGAAUAAGGGGAUUGAAGGGACGGGCCUGGCGUUCAUAGCGUUCACUGAGGUGAUGGCCCUCUUCCCAGCCAGCCCCUUCUGGUCCACACUGUUCUUCCUCAUGCUGCUCAACCUGGGCCUCAGCACCAUGUUUGGGACCAUGCAGGGAAUCCUCACACCUCUCAUGGACAAUUUCAGCGUCUUGGGGCGCCACAGGACCGCACUCACUGUGUCCAGCUGCGCUCUGGGUUUCUUGAUAGGAAUGUUGUUCACCCAGCGUUCGGGCAACUACUUUGUGACGAUGUUUGACGACUACUCGGCCACGCUCCCGCUUGUCAUCGUAGUCAUCUUUGAAACCAUCAGUGUUUCCUGGGUUUAUGGAACCGAUCGCUUCCUGGAUGAUAUUGAGGUAAUGCUCAAAUGGCGCCCUCCAGUGAUCUACAAGUAUCUGUGGAAGUAUGUGUGUUUACUGGCAAUGGUGGGUCUGCUGGCGGCCAGUUUGCUGCGCAUGGUCUUCAAACGUCCCACAUACACCGCCUGGAAUCAAAACACAGGUUCUGAGAUGACUCUGGAGUAUCCUGGCUGGGCCCUGGGGAUGAUCGUCAUGCUCAUAGUCCUAGCCAGCCUGCCCGUGCCAAUCGGCUACAUCCAUUCCACGUGGAAAAACCGCCAGCUCCGUCACGCCGGCUCCGAAGAGGGAGCGGGCCAGGAGGUGCACCGCGAGUUGUACACCAAGUGCAACUCCACCGAGCAGCUGGACUCCCACCGCCGAGCCCCCUCCGAGGAGGACGAGGCUCGUCCCAGGACUGUCUUCCCGCCAAUGGGCAACGAACAAUAUCGGCUCCUGCCCCAGCAGCAGGAGGAGGAGGAUGAGGAUGAGGUGCAAGACACAGGAGUGUGA
This is a messenger RNA of Limanda limanda (common dab), 2190 nucleotides long. RefSeq names its product solute carrier family 6 member 16a (gene slc6a16a). Gene Ontology annotation, biological process: sodium ion transmembrane transport. NCBI's taxonomy places the organism in Eukaryota, Metazoa, Chordata, Actinopteri, Pleuronectiformes, Pleuronectidae. The record is from RefSeq and is a predicted model, not a curated record. The transcript is spliced from 12 exons. Bases 1 to 2190 code for a protein of 729 amino acids. Gene Ontology annotation, cellular component: membrane.